GAACAAAAAAAAUGAUGGAAGUAAAGGAAGUGGGAAACCAGUUACUACAGAAACUGGCAGGCCAGUGAGCACACUAACCACCCCUGUGACAUCACCUGGGGAGAAAGAUGAUCCAUCACAUCAAAACAGCAAAAUUCCAGCUUUUGCUCGCUCACCAAAAGCUGAUUCGGUGAACAGCAGAGGCGAGCAAAGGCUGAAAUCCCCAAACCCAAAACGUACUCCUAUGCUGAGCCCCAAGGCGGACAUACACAGACACAUUGCAGUAAGUCCGAAACCACUACGGGUUGAACAAACAACGAUUGCUGGCAGCCCGAGAACAACUGAAAGGGGCAAAAUACAAGGACUGAAAACAGAAUCUGCAAGCCCGAAGCCUAAAUCACAUAUUGCACUGACGUCUGAACUCACAACUAAGACUACAAGCAAAAUAACAGUCAGCCUUAAAAUGCAACCAAACAAGAAAGAGGAUGGUGGAAAUGAAAUUAGCCAUGAGCCACCAAAGACACUACACCUUCCUGUAAGCCACAAAGUCCACAAUCAGAAAGGAGAUUCAAAUGUAGAGAGUCCAAAACUGGCAAAUCGAACCCCAACAAUCACAGCCAAAACUCAGAAAUCAGACAGAGCAAGUGCAAAGCCCAGCGAGCAAACCAGACAUAAAGCACUAACUCCAAGUUCUGAGAUGCCUCCUCUGGGACAAAAAUCACAAAAUCACAAGGUUGAAGUGGCACUGCUCAGUACCAAGACUCCACAAUCAAGCUCUCUCAGUCCGAAACCAUCCACACAGAGGAGAGCUGCUACCGCUGGGACAAGAAACCAUCACACAACAGGGUCAGAGGAGAAUCUUGAUAGUAAGGAUUCAAGUGCUGCUUCUGGAUCCAAAACAAGUUCAAAAUCAAAAGACAGUCUUGAUGCUAAAACUGGCUCUGAUUCCAAAACCAGUCCUAAUGCUAAAGGAGCAAUGGGGUCAAAAGAUAGUCUGGAUUCCAAAAGUGGUUCUGCUUCCAAAACCACUUUGGGAUCAAAAGACAGCUUAGAUUCUAAAACUGGCUCGAAUUCCAAAGCAAGCCCCGAUCCUAAAUCCGAGAAUGGAUCUAGAGAUAGCCUUUCUAAAGUUCCAGUCGGUGUCAAGGCAGGAUCAACCAGUCAAGUUUCAAAAAUAUGUGUUGGUUCUGGCAAAACAAGUCCAACAAGUUUGAAACCCAGCACUGAUUCUGGUGUACUUUCUUGUCCUAAACCCAGUCCAACCAGUGUAACCUCUAAACCUUCUCUUCUGGCCCCUGGUUCUAAGACUGACUCUGUUGGCUCCAUCUCCCCAUCAUCUUCAAGAACUGGUCUGUCUGGGUCCAAAGAAAAGAUUCUCAAAUCUUCGAGCUCCAGCACUAAACCCAGUCAAGUUCCAAAAGAUACAUUGAAUACUUCAAAGUCCAUACCAGUUCGGUCUAGUUCAAAUUCAGCUCUAGCAGAUUUGUCUUCCACCCUGACACUCUCUCCACGUCCAAGUUCAGCAAGUAGGAGCCCUGGAUCUGGUCCUGCUAGAAGUCUUGGUACAAGCCCGGCUCAACUACACAGGGCGGUCCAGAGGAGUCCUGGUUCUGCUCCAGCUUCAGCCCUGCUAACUCCUUUGGCUGCAUCCAGCCCCAAAACCAGAACCACUGUUUCCUUAACAAUGAGGGGUGCAUCCACACACGAGCCUGCAGCCGUUGGAUCUGUUCCCGUGGAAACAAAUGCCAACAGCACACCCAAUACGACCAGUCUAAGUCGUGGUCUAACUUUUGAUUCUAUCACCAAGAUUCCGGCGAAAACAGGCACUGUCGUUGAGGAUAAGGAAUUGAAACUGCCAGAAACUAAAGUGACAGUUGUAGGAGGACCAGUUGUAUCCCAGGGUGCAGUGCAAGCUGUAGAUGUUACUGCCAGUGUAGGGGCUUCACUGGUUACCACACUGAGAAAACCAAGCCACCUGGGAGUCUCAAAUGCCAUUACCACUGGUAAAGAUAUCCCAACGUCAAGGGCAACAGGUGUGGGGAGUAAGGUAGAAGAGAAGAAGAAGGGGAAACAAUCUCCCCUUUGUCCUACUCCUCAAAUUUCCACUCAUGGGAGAUCCAAGAGAGUAAAGGACAUCGCCACCAUGACUGACUCCAGUGAGAGGCUUGAUCUGCAGGCAGGGGAAAGAAAAGAGGUGGGCAUCCAAGUAGAGGUAGAUCUGUUUCCCAGCUACCCUCUGAUUGGCUCUCCCAGCUGUCAGUCAGGAAGUUUGACCUCGCCGACAGUCCCUUCACUGUGCUGCAUCCCUGCCGGUCAGCCGCCCUUUCAGCAUGUCUGCCAGAUUAAUAUUGAGCUAUGCAGCCAAACCGAGCUUCCUUCUGCUGUGACGGACAAGGCGAGUUCCCUCCCCGCCUGUCUGCGCACAUACAGCUUCCAGCAGAGCUCCCUCAUGUCACAGCUACAACCAGGACAAAACCAGGACAGAGACGUCAGUGCUGAGAGCAUCUGGGAGGACGAGGAGGACGAGGGUGCAAAAGGAGUCGACAAAGAGGCAUGGGAGCAAAAUAAAAGGAAUAAAAAUCAGAAGGAUGGGACCGGGAAGCCUCAGGAGGUGGCUCGGGACGAAGAGGGGAUGACCUGGGAGGUGUAUGGUGCCUCAUUGGAUCUGGAGUGUCUGGGCACGGCGAUCCAGUCCCACCUGGAGUCGAAGAUUCGUGAGCAGGAGAAACACAUCACGACUUUGAGGAAAUCCAUCUGCUCCACUAACAGCCUGAAAGGGUAUAGGUUGAAGAAGAGGCAGAAGAAGAAGAAAAGAAGAGGGAUUCUGGGAUGCUGCAGGAAAGCGCCCGCAGUGGCAGACUGAGAAUCAGCUCACACUAAUAUCAAACUUUAAAACACAACACUAUGAAGACAGGGCAUGUUUAACCGUUUACAGCACUCUCUUCUUCAUGAUGUUUGUUGAGGCCUUCAGUCUGAGAGGCCUGCAUGACUUCACCAGAGGUUAGGAAUCAAAAGUAAUAAUGUUUAAAAGAACUCUAUUUUAUUAAAAUGGAAUUAUCUGAAAUUAAAGAGCAAUACAAUCCCUCAUUGGGUUGAAAAUAAUGGAAAAUAUGAUUUUAUA
Molecule: messenger RNA, 3100 nt
Organism: Labrus mixtus (cuckoo wrasse)
Lineage: Eukaryota; Metazoa; Chordata; Actinopteri; Labriformes; Labridae
Gene: gprin3a
Product: GPRIN family member 3a
Exons: 2
Coding region: 224-2842 (872 amino acids)
Source: RefSeq, a predicted model, not a curated record